Molecule: messenger RNA, 2456 nt
Organism: Aspergillus novofumigatus IBT 16806
Lineage: Eukaryota; Fungi; Ascomycota; Eurotiomycetes; Eurotiales; Aspergillaceae
Exons: 1
Coding region: 125-2074 (649 amino acids)
Source: RefSeq, a predicted model, not a curated record
UGCAAAUCAUCAAGUCAAAAAGGAAGCCUGCCAACUCAGUCGGAGUUAGUGGGCAGUGUCAUGAGUGGCAUGCCACAUCCAUAGCGAUUUUCAUCUGACUUCUAUAUCCCCGUUCAGCGCACGCAUGCCGCAUCCACAACCGCUCCCACUCCCUGGGGAGUGGACAGAUCCUGACGCAUACGUUGACGCCCUUCUGUCCUUCACGACCUCGUCUGAGCUAUUCAUCCAUGUGUGCGGGGGUGUACAUAUACUGGACUUUCUGACUCGCGAACCCGAUUUGUACGAUUCACUUCUGCCACUGCAUUGGCGAACAUUCUUCGAGAAGCACGACAUUCAAGAUAUACUAGACCUAUUGCUGAGAGAAGAUAUACCGCCGCUGUUGCAGCAGAGUCGCGAGUUCUCUGAAAGCGAUCCGAGUCGAGAUGCAGAGGCUAGUUGGAGAGGGCAGCCCCUCCCUCCAAUCGACCUCCUGGAAUACGUUCAUCAGAUCCGUCGUCUCAGCCUGGGGAGAGAUUUCACAUCAAGGGAGUCUGGCAAGGUGUCGCUGCCUCACCAUCUCGCGGUGGGAAUGAAUCAGAAAAAGUAUCACGAGGUUGCGCACUUUUCCAAAUAUGUUAAUGAUCUAUGUGACACCGUUGCGGAAGAACGGGGCGAGCCUAUAUCGCACAUUGUCGACUUCGGAUCAGGCCAGAACUACCUUGGACGGACACUGGCAAGCCCUCCUUACAACAGGCAUAUAAUUGCAAUCGAACGCAAACAUCAGUUUAUCAGCGGCGCAAAGGGUAUGGAUAUUCAUGCAAAACUGGCGAGGAAGCAGAAGAGAAUCGUUUACAAGACCAAUGGCAGGAGGAACCGCAAGGGCUUGGAGGAUGAUCAAGAUACGACGCCGUCCACUCCUGAGGUGGAGGUAGUUGAAAACGUACCUAAUGAUGCUUCCGCCGAGCCUGGCGCUGGUGACGGUGGAGAUAGCACGGUUUUCAACGUUUUGCUGGACAUUGAUAUCCAACCGGACGAGUGGGGAACUAGCCCUUACAAGAAUGGGCCCCCCAAGAAAUUUGUGGGCAAGAAAGAAGAUGAACUUGUGCUCAAAGGAGCCAUGGAUUACAUUGAGCACGAGAUCAAAGACGGAUACCUGGAGCCUAUAAUCAAGGAUGUGGUCAAAUCUCGACCUUUGGAGACCGGAGGCUCCCAAGGCGCCGUGGUUGACCGAAACUCAAGGUCCGAGAGAAAGGCAGAGGACCCUAACGUCAUGGUCAUUUCCCUUCAUUCAUGUGGCAACCUUCUUCAUCAUGGUGUCAGAUCUUUAGUUCUCAACCCGUCUGUCAAAGCUAUCGCAAUGAUCGGAUGCUGCUAUAACUUGAUGACCGAGAGGCUUGGGCCGGCCACAUACAAGCUCCCCAUCCUCCGCACUCAACAUCCCCGCUUGACUCAGGAUGCCUGUGCGUAUGACCCCCAUGGGUUUCCCAUGUCGAAACGACUGGAGUCAUAUGAACAUGUCAGUGGGACUGGCGUGAAAUUGAAUAUCACCGCACGUUCGAUGUCUCUACAAGCACCCUACAACUGGGGCAGAGAAGAUAGCGAAGCCUUCUUCACGCGGCACUUUUACCGAGCCCUUCUCCAGCGCAUUUUUGUCGACCGUGGCGUGGUUGAGAAACCUGUUAACCCCACGGAUCUCUAUGGAUUGGAGACUGGCGGUCCUGUUGCGGUAGGAAAUCCUUUGAUUGUCGGUUCCUUGCGAAAGGCCGCCUUUACGUCGUUUUCUGCAUACGUUCAUGCCGCAGUGGCAAAGCUGAGCAAGGACCCGCACAAUGGAGAGAAGGUCAAGGCAAGGAUGGCUGGCAUUACAGAGGAAGAAGUGAAGCACUACGAAGCGGAAUAUUGGCCCCGAAAGAAGCAUCUUAGUGUCACUUGGGCUCUGAUGGCUUUCAGUUCAGCACUCGUCGAGGCCCUCAUCGUUGUGGACAGGUGGCAGUUCCUGCGUGAGCAUGACUCUGUCAAGGAUUGCUGGGUUGAGCCGGUUUUCGAGUACAGCGAAAGCCCUAGGAAUCUCGCCGUGAUCGGAAUCAAGAAAUGAUUCCUUGACCUGUUCUUUGGCAGAAGUCAUGAUGCAUACACGCUUUGACGAUUCGCCGCGAGGCAAUGUGACGACUUGAAACCCGUCUAGCAUGGCAGCGGCCGCUUUGCCAUUCAUGAGGCAUAUUUGGAGUUAUACUCGAACUUGGACCUCAAGACGGCACAUCGCGAUGCGGAGGCCGAAUGCGCGUACAAUACCGUGCAGCGACAUAAAAAUAGACCCUGUACUUUCUGCGAGCCCAGCAGAGCGACGGCCAGCUAGGUGUCACCAGAGUUUUACUUCAUCAUUUAUGUGGAAGAAGGAUAGAGUUACGAUUGAUGACUGUAUAGACAUAGAGUGCGAUAUAGUUCCUUUGAGACUUUAUACCAAUGCAUUAACGAGG